Molecule: messenger RNA, 3175 nt
Organism: Cylas formicarius (sweet potato weevil)
Lineage: Eukaryota; Metazoa; Arthropoda; Insecta; Coleoptera; Brentidae
Product: dnaJ homolog subfamily C member 10-like
Exons: 12
Coding region: 313-2646 (777 amino acids)
Source: RefSeq, a predicted model, not a curated record
UCAACGUCAAUGACCUCAAAAUGACAGAAACAACGUAUUGGUACACAUGUUAAAUGAACACAAGGCGGAAACAAGGCGGCAAUUUUUGAAUAGUGUGGGUGUUGCGAAAGAGAAUUAUUUGAGUCGUCUUCUAAAUGCAACCAAAUUGAUGACGUAAAAUGUUUCUUUAUCCAUGAUCUGAAUGUGGUCCUAACCUAAAGAAUAUUUCAAGGGAUGCGUUAAAAAUUCACGAGAUUCUUAUAACACAUCCUAAGCCAACAAAUUCUUUUAUCUCGCUUUGAAAAUAAAUCGGAUGCCAUCAUUCACAUAAAAAUGAACUAUCUACCAUAUAUCCUUUUCGUCAUACUUAGUUUAGAUAUAUUAUCUGAUGCCAAAGAUGAAGAUUAUUAUACAUUAUUAGGUGUUCCUAGGGAUGCAACAGUACAAGAAAUAAGAAAAGCAUUUAAGCUUUUGGCUGUUAAGUUGCAUCCUGAUAAAAAUAAAGAGGACGAAGAGGCAGAAACAAAAUUUGUAAAAAUUGCAAAAGCAUAUGAAAUUUUAAAGGAUCCAACGACAAGGAAACAGUAUGACCUCUAUGGUGAUACUGAAUUUAAAGACAAAAAACAUAAUUAUCACAGUUACACAUAUUAUAGGGACCACUUUGGAAUAUAUGAUGAUGAUCCCCUCAUAGUUACUCUUAGUAAAAACGAUUAUGAGUUAAAUGUACUAGAUAAAACACAAGCCUGGUUUGUUAAUUUUUAUUCACCCCAUUGCCACCACUGCCACGAGUUGGCACCUGUAUGGCGGAAAUUGGCUCAGGAACUCGAGGGAGUAGUCAGAAUUGGGGCUGUUAAUUGUGAAGAGGAUUAUCCCCUUUGUUACCAAUUAAGUAUUGAAGCAUAUCCAACUUUAUUAUAUUACCAAAAAGAGGCUCAUCUUUAUGAAGGGGAGAAAUAUAGGCAGACCAAAACCCUAGAAACUUUGAAAGAGUAUAUCUUGUCAAAAUUGAAGGUGGAAAUUAAGGAAGUGAGAACCAAAGAAUGGCCAGUUUUGAAUAACCAAGAAUGGUUGUUGUUUUUGUGUCCAGAUGAUAGUUUGAACUGUCCAGAAAAAGAAACCAUGACGAAACUAGCAGCCAUUUUUGAAGGCCUUUUACCAGUUGGAGUUGUGAAAGAUUCAGACCUGUGCCAUGAAAUACUGGAUUCCUAUAAAAUUCAGUCAGUUGUUUUUUGGCAGAUUGUCGACAAAAACAUUCCAGAAGUUCAUGCAAUUGAAGGUUCUGAUUCUAAAGAAAUUCUCAACAAAGUAUUAAGCAUAAUACCAAAUCCACCUGUUUUGGAUGAAAAGCAAUUUCAUGAUUUAAGAACAAAAUUACGUUUGGGUUUUGAAAAGCCUUGGCUAAUUUGCUUCUACCUUGGUGCUGCGACCGACUUAAAUCUGCAACUUAAACGCCUUCCUACUGUAAUACAAAAUAUCCAUAUAGGAUUAAUUAACUGUGGCCGCCAUUCGGGUUUAUGUGCGGCCCUCCAUAUUGUUCGAUAUCCCACUUGGGCUGUAGUGAAAGCGGGUGGUGCAUUUGAAGUUCAUCAAGGUAGGGACGUACUUCAUGAAGUAGCAGCAUUUGCCCGAGACAGUUCAAAAUCUACAAACCUGCAUGCGCUGUCACCGGCAGAUUUUAUCAAUUUAAAGAACGACGGUGCUCCUUGGUUCGUUGAUUGGUAUGCCCCCUGGUGUCCGCCGUGCAAAAGAGUCGCUCCUGAACUACGCAAAGCGAGUCUAGCGUUCGAGCCUGAAGUUGUUCAGUUUGGAACAGUCGAUUGUACACUACAUAGAGACCUGUGCUUCAAGGAGGGCAUACACUCAUAUCCGACUCUUACUUUGUAUAAUAGAAGUCAAACUCAUAGAUUUCAGGGUACGCCGAGUGAGGAAACCAUUGUGGAAUUUAUUCGAGACACUUUAAAUCCGAUCGUCGUCAGUUUGGAUGAAAAUUCUUUUGGCCGAUUGGCGCGAAAAUCAGAUAAAGAACUCUGGAUGGUUGAUUUCUUCGCUCCGUGGUGCGGACCUUGUCAGAAGCUCGCGCCAGAGUGGCGCAAACUUGCCAAAUCGGUGUCAGAUUUCAAGCAAGUGGUUAUAGCACAAGUCGAUUGUGUAGCAAAUUCGGAAAUGUGUGAUCAUCAAAAUAUUGGGGGCUACCCGACUAUUAGAUUAUACCCUUUGGGUAGUAAAGGAUUGAGUUCUGUAGCAAUUUACAAUGGAAAUAGAGACCAUACAUCACUUAAGAGGUGGCUACUGAAUUUCAUACCAUCGAAAGUGGAAGAAUUGACAGAGUUGCAGUUCAGGGAACAGAUACUUACUCGAAAAUAUUACUUACCCUGGUUGGUCGACUUUUAUGCGCCAUGGUGCGGUCACUGUGUUCACUUCGAGCCAGAGUUCCGGACCGUAGCACAGAGGUUAGAGGGAAAGGUAAGAGCAGGCAAAAUCAAUUGCGAUGCCCACAGAGUUUUCUGCGGUCACCAGUACGUCAUGGGUUAUCCGACUGUGAGACUUUACAUUUCUCCCAAUAAAUUCUAUAACAUUGAACAACAGGACGGCAAGAAAAUUAUAGAGAAAGUUAAAAUGCUGAUGGAGCAAAACGAAAAACAAAAUGGCAUCCAUGACGAACUUUAAGUAGGUAAUGUUUUCUUGUAGUUAUUAAAAUGAAUCUCACGGAAUGGAUUAAUUAAAAUCCCAGAUGAGAAUUGCCAAGAGGAUCUAGGAAACAGUAAAAGCUAUUUGGAAAAACUAUGUGCAUUAUACCUAACAACAUGACAUUUAUAAGGUUCCCACCCACUUUUGCAGUUGUCUAACUGCGCAAAUGAUUUUGAUUUUUUUUUUAAAUUUUAACUGUCUCCUGGCUCCUACCUUUUCCAUGAUCCUCUGUCUUCUCUUGGACAUACUAAAUAACAUAACUCAUUUCCAAGGAAUCUGAAAUUUUUAUAUUCUUUUGCUUUUUGGUAUUCAACUAAGUUUUUUUACAAACAACUUCAUUUAGCUUUAUUUUUUUAUAUAUAUAAAUUAAUUAUUAUUAAUAAUAGACUUGUAGCAUGACAUGGAAUUGUUUCAUGUUUGAGGAACAAUGGUUAUUGUCUUCAUUUUGUGAUGCCAAACUAAUAGCGCUGUGUUGUAAUUUACUUACAAAUAAAAGGACUACUAUUUU